Messenger RNA from Paramecium tetraurelia, 2343 nucleotides. RefSeq lists its product as uncharacterized. The transcript has 6 exons. Gene Ontology annotation, molecular function: ATP binding; cAMP-dependent protein kinase activity; cGMP-dependent protein kinase activity. The record is from RefSeq and is a predicted model, not a curated record. NCBI's taxonomy places the organism in Eukaryota, Ciliophora, Oligohymenophorea, Peniculida, Parameciidae. Gene Ontology annotation, cellular component: cAMP-dependent protein kinase complex. Gene Ontology annotation, biological process: peptidyl-serine phosphorylation; signal transduction.
AUGGAUCAAAACCACUGGAUAUAAAAGUCUUCGGUUUAAGAAUUCGGAAUUGACAAAAGUGUUUAGUAACAACAACUCUAGGGAUAACCACCAGCUUCUUUGAUUCGAAGAGUGUCCAAACGUAAUAUUGGAAUCAGACCCACUCAGGAGAGUGGAGUAGCUCAGAUAUUUGAAACCUUUCAUCCAGAACAAAAAACCUAAAGUCUUGACGAUAUCAAAUUCAUCAUUAAAUGCUUUUAAAGCCAUUUUGUAUUUAGCUCAAUGACUGACACAUAAUUAACACAAUUGGCACACAGUAUGUUCUAUUGCAAAUUGCAAGUAGGAGAAAGCAUCAUCAAAUAAGGUGAUGGAGCAAGCUCAUUCUUCAUUCUCGAAAAGGGAAAAAUAAAUGUCUUGGUGGAUAAUGUACCACGUAAAGAAUUAACAUCCGGAUUUGGGUUUGGUGAGUUGGCAUUGUUAUAUAAUGCUCCUCGUUCUGCUACAUGUAUGGCUGUGGAAGAAUGCUUUCUAUGGGGAAUCGACAGACAUACCUUUAGGAAGAGUGUAGAGACAAUUAUGAGAAGUGAGUAAGAGAAAAAUCGAAAAUAUUUAGAGAGUGUUAAAUUUUUUAAUUAAUUAACAAGAGAGUAGAAGGAUGCUGUAGCAGGUGUACUUAUAUCCCAAAAAUUUAAUUAAGGAGAAGUCAUAGUAAAUGAAGGUGAUUAGGCAAGUUCUUUUUACAUCAUCGUGGAAGGCUAAUGCGGUGUUUUUAAUAAGGAUGGCUAAUAAAUUGCAGUCUUGAAUCCUAGUGAUUCUUUUGGGGAGUCAGCACUCAAGCAUGAGAAUUAGGUGAGAAUGAUGACCAUUAAAGCAGUCCAAAAAGACACAAAAGUGUUGGCUUUAGGAAAAGAUAUGAUCUAAUAGAUCUUAGGUGAUUAAGUACAAUCUAUCAUAUACAAAAAUAUAUGCAAAUGGGCUUUGAAUUCAUCUAAGUUAUUCAGCAAGACUCAAUCUACAUAUCAAGAUAAGUUGCUAGAGGGAGUGUAAAUUAAGAAAUUCGCUGCUAAUUCUAAAGUAAUUACGAAGGGAGACAAAGUUGGACAACUUGUCAUCCUUCUUGAUGUUGAUGCAGUAGAUGAGAACAAAGCCAAGGCUCUCAAGGGAUCAAUCCUAGUCGAAGACACAUUACAGGAUAAACUCUAAUGCACUUCUCAUGUGAAAACAUACACAGUUGAAGUGGAAGGACAUGUUGCCAUUAUAGAUUAUGAAUCAUUCAGAAAUGCUCAAGGCAGUGUUGAGAAGAUUCAGUAAGGCAAAGCUUAGUAAUCUGAAAAAGCAAAUGCAUUUGAAGAAUAGAUCAAAAGUCAACCAUUCAAGAAUUUGAUAUAUCUAAAUAAAUUAGGUUCUGGUUAAUUUGGUUCUGUUUAUUUAUGCAAAUUUAAAGACUUGGAGACUUUGUUUGCUCUCAAAUAUGUUACAAGAGCACAUGUAUAAUAAUUUGGAAUCCAAAAACACAUUUAAUAAGAGAAGGCUGUUCUAGAAUUGAUGGAUCACCCAUUCAUUCUUAAGUUUUACAGGUCUUAUAAAGACAACGAAAAUAUUUAUUUCUUGACUGAGUAUAUUCCAGGAAUGGAAUUGUUCGAUGCCAUCAGAGUUAUUGGAUUAUUGAGCAAAUAUGAUGCACAAUUCUACGCUGCACAAAUGUUGUUGCAAAUGGAAUACUUGCAUACAUAACACAGCAUUGUUUAUAGAGACAUUAAACCAGAAAACAUUAUGGUUGAUGAUAAGGGAUUCCUGAAGUUAAUUGACAUGGGUACAGCUAAGUCAUUUAAGAAUCAAUAAUCUACAAAGACUUUCACAAUCAUAGGAACACCUCAUUAUAUGGCACCAGAAGUCAUCUCAGGAAAAGGUUAUGGUUACUUUGCAGAUUUAUGGAGUGUGGGAGUCUGCCUUUAUGAAUUUAUAUGUGGUGGUUUGCCUUUUGGAGAAGAAGCAGAAGAUCCAUUUGAAAUCUACAAGGAAAUCAUUAAAAAGCCAAUCAGCUAUCCUCAUUUUAUGUCUGAUAAAUCUGCAAAAACCUUCAUAGAGUAAUUGAUGAAUAAGAUCCCUGAAGUUAGGUUGGGAGGUUCUUACAAUACUUUGAAAUCUCAUGCUUGGUUCAAAGAUUUUGAUUGGGAAAAAUUAUUGGUCAAAUAACUAAAGGCUCCCUUAUUGCCCGGAAAGGAUAAAAUUAUGACUCCAGCAUAGAUUCAAAGUGUCUUAUAACGUGGAAUCUCAGUUCAUGACUAAAUUUAAAAAGAUACACAGGGAUAAAAGAAAGUAUUGGCAAGUGCUAAAGAUGCAGAAUGGGAUAGUGCAUUUUGA